AUGUUUUGCGGAGACUCCGAGUACGAUGCGGCGGCACUAUCCACAGCCGUGGCCUUAUUGGCAGCGCCGAACCCAUCACCUGGGUCUUGUGGUGUCGAAGAGUUCUACAUCACCUGCAACCCUCCACUGCUCCCGCUAGGCGUCAAGCGUAUUAUUGAAUCUGCGCAAUCGGCCUGUCAGGAUAAACUUAUCGAGAUACUGUAUGAGCCGGAGAUUCCCUGGUUCAAAUGCAUCACGGUGACUGAGUAUCAGACCCGAGUCUCCGAUGUCAUCCAGUGUCUUAUCAACCAGCUCCUGAAUCAAGAGGUCCGGCCACUGGAAUUUAACGUAGUCGAUCCUGAUGUGCGUGAGGGCACAUAUCACCCAGACGUCGUCUCCAGGGAAACCAAUGAGCCUCUCAUAAUCCCAUGGGUCGUCUUCAAAUCUAUUGGAGACGACAUUCAUCAAGACUUCGAGGAGUACAGGUUUCCAUUCAUCAUGGCCAAAAUGCCAUUCAAAUCAGUGUGGAGAGGGUUACAGAGUUCUACUGGAGUCUCUAUCGAUACGUUGUUGUCCGUUUUCUCUCACGUUUCGAAAUCCGAUAACGCGCCCAACCACUUUGGAGACUUUGCAUUUCACAACUCGUGUGAAAUGUCAUACAAUCUAAGGGAGAAUCUUAUCUACAUUGGAUCCUGGCAGUCAAUGGAUCUGGUUGAUAGGGCGGUCCGAAGGCUUCAGACGAUUCUGAAUCUACUGUCAAGUAAACCAAAGGUAUCAUCGCACCUCAUUCUACUCGAGGGACCCGCAGCAACCAAACUCACAUACAGAUGGAUGUCUCAUGUUGGGUUGGUCCAGGCAACCUUUGCCGUUCGGUCCGGCAGCUUGGCUAUUGCGGAGGAGUACAAGUACCUCUCAAAUGCGGCUACCAUAAGGAUCCACGCCCGAGAUAGAGCUGGUCGUUGGACCACUGAUAAUACUGUUUAUCCGCUGAAAGAUACGCCCAAGCUCGAAGUGGGACAGGCAUUCAAUGCCUUCAAAGGUUACAUUUUGCCUACCAAGAGAAAGAACGCCAAGGUUCAAAUAUUCCAUGAUUGGAAACAUGCAAAGGAUCAACCGAUCCCGGAACCAACAGAAACAAGGGCAUCCAAUACCUUUCGUGGACCUGUGCACAACAGUCAAAGUGUCCCCAAUCACUCGGUGGCAGACGAUCACCUGAAGCCAACCUCCCCUGUAUCUGUGGACAAUGACUACAGAGUAGCACAGAAUCAAGAGCUACACGACGACCAGAAGCUUCUUGCCUACCAACAGCCGUUAUCGUCGGCUCAGCUGUCUCCAAAAUUGCAUGAUGCGGAUACAUUCGUAAGAUCUACGCACCGACUGGCCAUUACCGAGAGCGAGUACUCCCACAUAUAUGAGCCAUCAACAACAACGGGCCCUGCAUCAGGCCUAGAAGAAUUGGAGAGCACAACUCAACGUCUGUUUGCGGCGUCUGACAACGGCCAAGAAGAUCUUCUCAUCUUUCUCAAUGACUCAGACGAGGAGGUUCCGUGUGAAGAUGAAAAGCUCGGCAGUGAGGUUCGAAGCACAGUUGCGGACCUUCAAGCAGUCAAUGAAGACAUCAUCCGGCUCGAGCGAUUUGAACGUUCCGAUGACCUCAUAUGGCUAGAUGAUGAUGAAUCGCAGGCUCCGCAGGCUCAUCAUUCGCCUCCAAAACCAGACAGUUUGGACAUUGUCUAUGAGGGUUCUCCCUCUACUCACCUUCAAAGUUGCGAACCAUCUGAGCUUGAGACUGAGACUGAGACCGAAACUUCUACCAUUGUGACGGAAAGCAAUCCCCUAGAAGCUCAAGACCACGCCCCUGUGCAUUUUUAUACCGGUGGCAUGGCCCGAUUUGGUUUGAUGGAUGCUCGUGAGCACAACUCGACGAAUGUUCCCACCAAAGCUCAGGAGAGUGUUCAAACGGGUAUUUGGACAAGUGAUCUGGUCAAAUUAUCAGACACUCAGCAGCACGACGCUGAUGAUCUUGUUGACUUUGGAUUAAUUGAGGAAAAGCCGAAAGAGUUUUUUCAGACCAUGAAUCAGAGAGGCGGCCGUAGCAUCAUCAACUCGUCUCAAAAAGCUCGUUCUCCUAGAAGGACUGGUCUGAGUGCCCACCAGGGACCGGCCCCUAGAGAUCAAAAUGCGCGUUCAACUUCUAUGACACCAAGGGAGCCCAGAGUUGACGCCGAAUUCGACUCCAACUUUCCCGUGCUUGGAGCAGCACCAGAGUCACCGAAGCAGACGAAGCAGACGAAGCCACAGCUACGAUAUGCUGAUGCUGCCAGGUAUCCGAAUGCCCCAGCUCAAAGGCCACCACGACUUGCCAAUGCAAAUGCAAGCACUAGUCGACCCCAUCCGACUCCUUCAAUGGAAUCGGUGGCGUCGUCUUCUAAAGCGGGUGAUAGUUCAAAGGAACCGAAACCCGAGGACUGCCGUGAGAACGAUUGGGAUGUCCCGCAAGAGAAGAGCGAUGUCCUGCGAGAUGCAGAGAAUCAGCUUAAAAAAAUGUCGCAAAUCCUUGAGUUGACGUCGGGCUAUGUUUCCCUGGAAGUCGUUUUUGGGCGCAUAUAUAUAAAGCAAAUGGCCCCGAGCAUUGUAAACCACACUGGUUCUGGCCCGGUGUUUGCAACGAAGGAUGUGACUGACCUUUUGAAUGGCGAGAAUUUCCGACAAGACCGUAUUGGCUUCUCUCCUAUUCUAUCGACAUCGGAAGGCGAUGCCAAUAUGUUGGUUGGCAUUGUGCCACCAGGUGAAACCCCGUGGAAUUUAUUUGAGAAGGAGAUUUGGUACGACUUCCAGUGCACCUACUUUGGCCCAAGAGGCGAAGAGUCCAUCAUUAUUGAAUUAAACGCUCAAAAGUUUCAAUAUCGAGUCCGGGGUCCGCGCCACGAAAUAUUUGCAAUCCACCUUCACUGCCCCCAACGAGCUUGGGAUAUGAAGGCGCGCGCCGUCCGGUCGAGGGCUCUGGAGCCUGAGUAUGCAUUGGAAUGUUACGUCAAGUCUCUAGUCGACGAGAUGGACAUCUUGGUCGAUCACAAGGGCGAUGUGAAGAUUCAGUAUCCAGAUUACAAUGGUACCCGCGAACUUGAAGCCAUCACCAUGCGUCGAGUUGCCCGAUACCGCCACGGGAAGAAGAAAGAUCAUAGUGUCCUCACAGUCACGAUGAGCUAUUCAAUGGAAGAAAGCCUGUCCAGCGGUAGACGGGGUGCAGAGGCAGUUCGAGUUUUUGCCUGCCCCAAAACUUCGCUGAACAGUGCUUUGCCGCAGAAAUAUUUUGAGGCGAGCCUAACGUCUUCUCGUCUGCGCCGCCACUUUGAUCAAAAUGUCAACUUGGAGUAUGGUGACAAGACUAUGUGGAAUACCGACCAGCUUGAGGCUGAAAACGUCUUUGAAGACAUGCUCAGGCCAGCCUUUGGAAUGGUUUCUCACAUGGAUCAUAUUGGAUCCUCAAACGACACCAUGAGAGGCGUCACUGACCAGGAUGCGUUCCACGAAUCAUUGGUGGAAGUAGACGUGAAGAAGAAGAACAAGAAGUGGGCGUUUUGGUGA
Molecule: messenger RNA, 3567 nt
Organism: Trichoderma aggressivum f. europaeum
Lineage: Eukaryota; Fungi; Ascomycota; Sordariomycetes; Hypocreales; Hypocreaceae
Exons: 5
Coding region: 1-3567 (1188 amino acids)
Source: RefSeq, a predicted model, not a curated record